This is a messenger RNA of Cynocephalus volans (Philippine flying lemur), 317 nucleotides long. It is a transcript of the gene LCE6A, whose product is annotated as late cornified envelope 6A. The record is from RefSeq and is a predicted model, not a curated record. NCBI's taxonomy places the organism in Eukaryota, Metazoa, Chordata, Mammalia, Dermoptera, Cynocephalidae. The transcript has 3 exons.
CCGGACUCCUCCUGGGAUGACUUGUCCACAGGUCUUCCUCUAAGAUUCAACCUGUCAGCCCAGCAAUGUCACAGCAGGAGCAGCAAUCUUGGGAGCCUCCAAAUGCUCCCAAAUCCUCCCCUCCCCAGUGCCCAAACCCCUGCCUGGCUCCCUGCUCUGCCCGUUGUGGUACUCCCUGUUCAGGAAGCUGUCAUUCCAGUUCCCAAAGGUCCAGGGCUCAGAACCCCACCUGCUCUAGGAGGGCUCGAAGAAAGCCUCGCUGCCUCAGAGGUGGCACAACCUACCACUGCAAAGAGGAGGAGUGUUAAGACAGCUGA